CCCGCCCUCGGCGUCUGCGGAUUGGAUGGCUGGGUGUGAUGUCACGCGGCUCGCGUCAGCGGAACCUAGCCAAUCACAGGGUUGGCGUAUUUUACAAACUGGGGAAGCCGCAGCAGCAGAAACCCAGAAAAUCGGCGAAAAAGCUGAGAGGGUAGAGGUGACCCCGAGGGGCUCCUGGAGAGCCGCCAUGACUACCCUCCACACUAGGAAGGAGCCCCUCCUCCGAGGUGUGUCUCCCACCCCUAGCAAGAUUCCAGUACUCUCUCAAAGAUGCCCAGAUUUCUCUUCAGUCAAGUCGUGCUCUCAGGACCGGGAGAACCAAGAUCCAAGGAGACUGUCUCAGAAAGUCAGUACUCCGCAUCCGCUCAUCGGCUCAGCAGCCCCCAGAUCGAAAACCCUGCACCACACAGAGAAAUCACAGAAAUUGGGGAUCACUCGGCUGCGGAACCCUUUGGAGGAACUCAAGCCUAGCUGUGGGGGAGCAAAUGUGGAACAUGUGUCUCACACCCAGACAGAGGCUUCAGGGGCUAUAGAAUUUGUUGCUGACCCUGCAGCCCUGGCCACCAUCCUGUCAGGUGAGGGGGUGAAGAGCUGUCCCCUGGGGCGCCAGUCCAGUCUGGCUCAGAGAGUACUAGUUCGAGGGAGCAAGGGAGGCACCACCCAGAAGGGCAAGGGUGCUAGGUCUUCCGCAUACCUGGCCCCCAGAACUCCCAUCCAUCAACUGGAUCCAGCCAGGGCUUCCUGCUUCUCAAGACUGGAGGGAUCAGGAUCCCGAGGCCACACUUUGUUCCCACAGAGGAUAGAGACUCUAAGUCUACCUUCAGGAUCUUCUCAUCCCACCACUCGCCCCAGUUUACAGGAGAUAAGAAGAGAGACGUGUGACAAUAGCAGGACUUCAGCAAACCAGGCCUCCAGAUUGCUCCUGAAGACCCCAGUUCAGCCUGGUGAGUGUGUCUGGAUAUGGGAGAAGGAACAAAAAGCCAGGGCGAGUGAACUGCCUGCACCAGGAACAAGACAAGGAAAAGGCCAACAGGUCUUGAGCAACAGCGGAGUGAGGAAGCAGGGAGAACAUGAGGCUGUCCCUCAUUCAGAUGAAAGAGGAAGAGCCCUUCUGGGUCUGGCUCAACGAGUACCAUUAAGAGGAACUGGAGAAAGAAUGCACACCAGGACCUCAUAUUCAUCCUUGAAACAGCUCACCAUUCGGCCGAAAACCCAAUGCACGCCCCUCCGAUCAUUACCCAGAGUUCAGCAAACCCAGUGGCUGAGUGGCCUCUCCCCUCACUCCUCCCCUGAAGAGCCUGCCAUGCCUUGGGAGCAGAUUGCUGUAAGGUUGUUUGACCAGGAGGGUUGUAUCACACUGCAGAAGGGGUCUGGGAAACCCUCUGUGGCAAGUACUUCUGGACCUCACCCCAGCAAAACCCCCAACCACCAGGAGCUGAAGAUGCAGCGCAUCAGUCUUCUGCAGCAACUCCUGCAACAGGAGAUAGAGGGGCUGGCAGUGGACAAAUGUGCCCCUCUUAAUGGAGGCUCUGCUCUAGAGAUGACUAAACUUCAGCCCUUGCUGGCUGACAUUUCUAAAACUCUGAGUGCUCCAGAACACAAUUCUGGAACUUCCCUUCUUGGACUGUCAAAACACUCUGGUGUGACAGAGCCGUACCUUGCAGAAGAGUGUGAGGAGCCACAGCCCCACCUUGCAGAAAAGCAUGGGGAACCACAGGCCUGCACUGGGAAGGAGACUAAGGUGGUUCAACCCAGCUCUACCACAGAACCACAGCCUCCAGUGCCAUGCUGGAUAGCUGGGCCAGAGCAACUAGACCCUUGUCUUCCAGCACUGCCUGGGCCUCUUCUGCCCAGUUCUCAAGGACAGGCUGGUUCCCUUGAGGCCUGCCCUAGGAUAGAGCUGGGACCAUCAGCAGCCUACUCUCUGGAAGCUAGCAAUCCAGAGUCUAGCCCACAGCCCUGUUGCAGUCAGGGGCCUCCAGCAACCACCAGCUUGACCUUCUCUUCACAAAGUUCACUCUGUGCCAGGCCCCCUAUCCACUCACUCCAGCCUUUGAGGUCCCCAGCAGGCCAGUCAGGCCCCAGCAGUCUAGCCCCUCGAACUCUGGCACUGAGGCAGCGCCUCAGAGCCUGUCUCACCGCCAUCCACUGCUUCCAUGAGGCUCGCCUGGAUGAUGAGUGUGCCUUCUACACCAGCCGAACCCCACCUCCUGGGCCCACCCGGGUCUGCACCAACCCUGUGGCCACAUUGCUUGAAUGGCAGGAUGCCCUGCGGUUCAUUCCAGUUGGUUCUGUGGUCCCACAGGCCUCUCCGUCAUGACUGAAGCCUCCAUGGGUCUUCUGCUCUGCUUCACUCACCCCUUCCUUCUUAGCCUUAUUUAUUGUUGCUCUGGGGGCCAACACCCUUUUUAUUCUCUAAUAAAGUUCCAAUUGGGCAGCUA
Cricetulus griseus (Chinese hamster) is the source of this 2441-nucleotide messenger RNA. The record is from RefSeq and is a predicted model, not a curated record. Lineage: Eukaryota; Metazoa; Chordata; Mammalia; Rodentia; Cricetidae.